ACCUGUUAGGUGCUUCAUAACCUUAUUAAAACGUAAACAAAUAAUUAUGGAUGCCUUUAUUGAAGAUACUUUAGAAAUCCCCCAAGAAUUUGAAUUUCCAUUCAAACCUUACGACAUUCAAACGGAAUUUAUGCAAAAUUUGUAUCAUGUUAUUGAAACAAGAAAAUUGGGGAUAUUUGAAAGUCCCACAGGAACGGGAAAAUCGUUAAGUAUUAUUUGUGGUGCGAUUAAAUGGCUUAAAGAUCAUAAUAAAUUUAUUAGAAGUCAAAUUAACAAGGAAAUUACCAAAUUAGAGGAAGCAACAGCAAAACUAUCGACUAAUGAUGACUGGUUCACUUCUCAAACGAAAGAAAUUGAAUUGAACAGAAAACUGGAUGAUUUAAAAAUUGAACAGAAAAAAAUUAUUGCAUAUGACGAAAAAAUUGAAAAAAUUAUUUCAGUUAAAGGUAAUAAGUUUAAGCAGAAGAGUAAACUUUUGAAAGGGUUAGAUUCACAAGAACUAAACAAAAAUGAAGAAAAAAAUGUUGAAGAAGAUGAUAUUAUAUUGGAUGAUGAUCCUCAUAAUGCUCCUGAUGAAUAUGAUAAUCAAGAAGAAAAUGAGGAACAGUACAAACCUGUAAAAAUAUAUAUAUGCAGCAGGACUCACUCUCAGUUAUCUCAGUUUGUGGGUGAAAUUAUUAAAUCUCCAUUUGCAAAAAACAUAAGGGUUGCAACUUUAGCCUCCAGACAAAAUUACUGUAUUAAUCCGGAAGUCACAUGCCUGAAAAAUAUGGCACUAAUCAAUGAAAAGUGUUUAGAUAUGCAAAAACCAACGUCAAAGACAACAAAACAAGAUGAAGGCAAAACCAUUAAGAAGCAAAAACAAUCAUCGGCGACGGCACGUUGUCCUUAUUAUAAACCAGAAGCAAUAGAAGAACUAAAAAAUUGGACAUUGACAGAAGUUCAAGAUGUAGAAGAUUUGAUUGCGAGUGGCAAAGAAUUGAAUGCUUGCCCAUAUUAUGGUAGCAGACGAGCGGCAGAAGAUGCGGAAAUUAUUUUGCUUCCAUAUAACACAUUGUUGCAUAAAGCUACCAGUGAAGCAAGUGGUAUUAUACUGAAGGAUAAUGUUGUUAUAAUUGAUGAAGCUCACAAUUUAUUAGAAGCAAUGGCUCAAAUGUAUAAUUCAGAGGUUAAUUUGAACCAGUUAAAACAUGCUGUGCAUCAGUUGAAAUGUUACAAGAAACGUUUUAGUACUAGAUUCUCUGCAAAAAACUUGCUUUCAAUCAAUCAACUUACUUUUGUAGUUAAUAAGCUGUUGGAAUUUCUAGAAAAAGGUAUUGAUUGUUUAAAAGAAAGUAAAAUAGAUAUUAGCCAAAUAGGUAGUUUUAUGUUCGACGCAGAAAUCAGCAAAUACAACAUAUCUGAGAUCAUCAAGUUUUGCAAAGACACGAGAAUUGCACAAAAAAUUCGCAUAUAUUCAAUAAAAUAUCCAUUGGAAGAGGCAACAAAUGUACAAACCGCAAAAAAAGGAGUGAAGGAUUUUUUAGCCAGUAUAGAGAACAAAAAACCCGUCAAUGUGAAAGUAGAACCUCAGAAAAGUGAAAAGAAGAAUGAAGAACGUUCAGUUCCACCUCCAAGUAAUCCACUUUUGGCAGUGAUAUCCUUCUUGGAAUGUCUUAGAUGUGAUUCUAAGGAUGGAAGGAUUUUAAUCACCAAAAGUGUCGAUAAGCUUCAAUCAAAAUUACAAUUUUUGUUAUUAAACCCUUCUUCAAAUUUUAGCGAUGUCGUUAAAGAAGCUAGAUCAGUAAUUGUUGCUGGGGGUACCAUGAAACCAAAUGACGAAUUCCGAGACCGCCUCUUUGUAGGUUCUGGAGCCGAUCCCAAAAGAAUUUUAGAAUUCUCCUGUGACCAUAUAAUUCCACCCGAAAACAUUCUUCCGUUAAUUCUCAGUAAAGGACCCAAACAGGAAAAUUUACUUUUCAACCUCGAAAGGCGAUUCAAUAUGUCCAAUGCAAUAAAGAGUAUUCUCGAGGAUACCUGUAAAAGAGUCAGAGGUGGAAUCGUGGUGUUCUUCCCAUCAUACAAGUACGAAAAUUGGGCUUGGCAACAAGUGAAGGAUGCCAACUUCGGCCGACCUGUUUUCAGGGAACCGCAAACUGGCAAAUCAGGCGGAACUGUCGAACAAGUAUUACAAAAAUACGCAGAUGCCAUUAAAAGGUCCUCCAGUCGUGGUGCUUUAAUGUUCAGUGUUGUUGGUGGAAAAUUAAGCGAAGGUUUGAAUUUCAGCGACGAUUUGGGUAGAUGCGUGAUAGUUAUCGGUUUGCCUUACGCAAAUAUUAUGGCAACAGAUUUAAAGGAAAAAAUGGCCUAUUUAGACAAGACUGAAGGUUCUGGUUCUGGACAAAAGUUCUAUGAAAAUAUGUGUAUGAAAGCGGUAAAUCAAUGUAUUGGUAGGGCUGUUCGCCAUAAGGACGAUUACGCGACAGUUUUAUUGGUGGACGAGCGAUUUAAUAGAAGUUCCACAAAAAGUUCCCUUCCUGGUUGGAUAAAAAGAUCAUUGAGAACACCAAACGGUUACCAAGAAUGUUUCAAAUUCAUUAAUGAAUUCUUUCAACACAAAAAAACGUCUAUAUAAAGGUUUGUGAUAUGAUUAUAAAUGAUAUGUAUUUAUGAUAAUAUAUUAAACAAUUUAAAAGUAAA
Molecule: messenger RNA, 2679 nt
Organism: Aethina tumida (small hive beetle)
Lineage: Eukaryota; Metazoa; Arthropoda; Insecta; Coleoptera; Nitidulidae
Product: ATP-dependent DNA helicase DDX11
Exons: 12
Coding region: 47-2614 (855 amino acids)
Biological process (GO): establishment of sister chromatid cohesion; nucleobase-containing compound metabolic process
Cellular component (GO): nucleus
Molecular function (GO): DNA helicase activity; ATP binding; hydrolase activity, acting on acid anhydrides, in phosphorus-containing anhydrides
Source: RefSeq, a predicted model, not a curated record